Molecule: messenger RNA, 1826 nt
Organism: Syzygium oleosum
Lineage: Eukaryota; Viridiplantae; Streptophyta; Magnoliopsida; Myrtales; Myrtaceae
Product: F-box/FBD/LRR-repeat protein At1g13570
Exons: 4
Coding region: 371-1633 (420 amino acids)
Molecular function (GO): protein binding
Source: RefSeq, a predicted model, not a curated record
CUUUCGUGCUCUGCAUUUCCGCUCGAUUUGGUCCUCCGUCUUUUCGAUUUCUGUUUCUUUUUUCUCGCUCGGUUUUCUCGGCCGGUUCGUGGUCGGUGUUGCGGGUUCGUGUGCGUCGUUUCGGCUCUGAUCACGGCAGAGAUCGCGGGAAUUUUUGUGCACCUCGCGAGUGAUCGUUGCCCUUUCAUGGGUCCCUGCGAGUUCCGAGAAAUGGAUUGCCCGUCGUAAUCGCUGAUCAUUGGUCUUCUGCUUUGGCCGGGUAGUGUUUGUUUUUCCAAUGCUUUCCGGGCACCGAAAGUUUGAACAUUUGGAUUCUGGGUGCACGGUUUUCGGGAGAAGGUUCUUGUUGAAAUCUUGCUGGGUAUGACUCAUGGAUGAUCUCAUAAGCGAUCUGCCGCAGAGUAUUCUGGAAAGCAUCCUCACUCGACUGCCGAUUAGGGAUGCUGUGAAGACUAGCAUUUUGUCUAGGAAAUGGAGGUACAAAUGGGCUUCGAUUACUGAACUUGUAUUUGACAACGAAUGCGUGAGCUCGUCACAUGACGAGAACGUAGUUGAGGGGAGUCUCGUGAAAUUCAUUACACGGGCUUUGUUUCUCCAUCAAGGGCCGAUCCAUAAGUUUCAGGUCUCCACGCGCUACUUGCAGAGCUGCCCCGAUAUCGAUCAAUGGAUACUUUUCCUUUCGCGCAUUAGUGAUGUCAGAGAAUUGAUUCUUAAGUUAGGGGAGGAUGAAUGGGUACGGAUACCCUCGUGUCUUUUUUGUUGUAAGAAGUUGACUCAUUUGGAGCUAUCUUGUUGUGAGUUGGAUCCACCCCCUCGUUUUGAGGGAUUCUUGUAUUUGAGGAGCCUCAGUCUUCAUCGGGUCUUGGUUGCUGCCGAUGCUAUUGAGAACCUCAUUUGGAAUUGUCCUCUUCUUGAAAAUUUGGCAUUAUCAUACUUUGAUGACGGUCUUGCUAUUACCAUCCGUGCUCCAAAUCUUAAGUACUUGUAUCUGGAGGGCGAUUUUACAGACAUCUUCCUUGAAAAUACUCCUCUCCUCCUUAGCCUGUCAGUAGUUAUGUACAUGACUGACGACGUGGCUGAACACUUUGAGCUUGAGCAAAGUUUGAAUUGCAACUUUGUGAAGUGUCUUGGUCGUGCACCUCGUCUUGAAAGUCUCACAGGACGUGCUUAUUUCGCAAAGUAUUUGAGUAUAGGUGGUGAUCCUGGAUCACUCCCCAUCACAUUUGAUCAUCUAAAAAUCAUUGAGUUGUUUGAGGUGAGCUUCGAAGACAUGACAGAGGUUCUUGUGCUUCUGCGGUUGAUAACAGGUUCUCCUAAUUUAGAAGAAUUUCUCAUUUCGGUGGUUGCGAGCACAUCACCUGCAGAAGCGCCUGAUUCUUCAGAUAUUUGGGAGAGGGAAUGCCGUGCGGAUUGGACAUUCAAACAAUUGAAAGUAGUAAAGAUGACUGAUGUAAAUGGCGUACCACAUGAGAUGGACCUCAUAAAAUUCUUGCUUCGCAACUCUCCGGCGCUCAAGACGAUGACUAUAAGCCCUUCUACAUAUUUUAAGCAUGAUAGAAUGGAUAUGCUUAUUCAGCUGUUGAGGUUUCGCCGGGCUUCGUCUCAAGCGGAAAUCAUAUUUAUUCAAGAAUGAGCUUUAAACUAUGUCUUGUACAUUCGACACAGUUACUUAAUGUUGGUUUGUUUUUUCUCUGAGAAGAUUGGGUUUCUGCUUGGAUCCAUUCUUGUCUGAUCAUUAGAUAUUCUUUGCAUUCCUUGUAUAAAGUGAAUAAGCACUUCAAACUUUCUAAUUACAUGACUUGGAAUCAAUUUUUUUAUUCUUUUCA